This is a messenger RNA of Pseudoliparis swirei, 1292 nucleotides long. RefSeq names its product acid phosphatase 5a, tartrate resistant (gene acp5a). Gene Ontology annotation, biological process: bone resorption. Lineage: Eukaryota; Metazoa; Chordata; Actinopteri; Perciformes; Liparidae. Gene Ontology annotation, molecular function: ferrous iron binding; acid phosphatase activity; ferric iron binding. The transcript is spliced from 6 exons. Bases 103 to 1101 code for a protein of 332 amino acids. The record is from RefSeq and is a predicted model, not a curated record.
CGUGUCCCUCCAGGAAUCCUGAUAAAAGGCAGGCGGGAGGAGCGAUGCGAUGCAGUGUGUCCCAUCCGGUCAUCCUGAGCUCGCCUCGCCGGGUUAUCAGCUAUGGCGCUGACACUGAUAUCCAUCUUGGUUGCUGCCAUCCCCGUGUCCUACUGCUAUCCUGCUGUGUUUCACGACCUAAAGGAAACUAGGACAAACCGGACCUCCAUUAGGUUCCUGGCUCUGGGGGACUGGGGCGGGUUGCCUCAACCCCCCUACAUCACCCCCGUGCAGAAGGUCACCGCCCGGGAAAUGGCCAACGUCGCGGAGCAGUUGGGAGCCGACUUUAUUCUGGCCCUCGGCGAUAACUUCUACUACAGAGGCGUGCGCAGCGUGGAUUCUCCUCGCUUCCAUGACACGUUUGAGUCUGUUUACACAGCAAAGUCACUCCAGGUCCCCUGGUAUCUGAUCGCUGGCAAUCACGACCACGCAGGGAGCGUCAAAGCCCAGAUCGAGUACAGCCAGAAGUCCGACCGAUGGAACUUCCCCUCCUACUAUUAUGAGCUGAACUUCCGCAUCCCCAACACCGGGAAGACGUUGACCAUCAUCAUGCUGGACACCAUCCUGCUGUGCGGCAACAGCGACGACUUCGUGGACGAGAAGCCCCGAGGGCCUCUGCGCGCGGUGGACGCCAACCGCCAGCUGGCGUGGCUGCAGUUGAGACUGGCUCGGUCCAAGGCGGACUUCCUGUUGGUGGCCGGCCACUACCCCGUGUGGUCGGUGUCCGAGCACGGGCCCACACACUGCCUCCUGCGCAGGCUUCGUCCCCUUCUCAUGAAAUACAACGCCACCGCGUACCUCUGCGGUCACGACCACAAUCUGCAGUACAUCGAGGAGUCCGGUGUGGGCUACGUGGUGAGCGGUGCUGGAAACUUCCUGGAUCCCGAUGUCAGUCACUGGAAUGAUGUUCCCAGAGGUACCGUGAAGUUCUUCACCGGCGAGGUUUCGACACUGGGAGGCUUCGUCCACGCGGAGGUCACAAAGAACGAGAUGACCCUGACCUACUUCCAGGCUAAAGGCACGUCCCUCUAUCGCACCGUCCUCCCACAAAGGGUCUUUUGAGGAGACGAGAUAGUCGCGGCAACUGCCAAAUUUGUCAAUUUGCAUGAAGUAAUUGCUAACUUCUGUUUUCUUCUUCUUUUUUUACUUUGGUGUUAUUACUUCAAAGUAAUUUGUAUUUUGAAGAGAGACUCUUUUAAGUGUUACAUGUUUUUUUGUUGUGCUAAAACAAUAAAUGUGGUUUGUAAAGUGUU